Molecule: messenger RNA, 3177 nt
Organism: Hydra vulgaris (swiftwater hydra)
Lineage: Eukaryota; Metazoa; Cnidaria; Hydrozoa; Anthoathecata; Hydridae
Product: exosome RNA helicase MTR4
Biological process (GO): RNA catabolic process; maturation of 5.8S rRNA
Cellular component (GO): nucleus
Molecular function (GO): RNA helicase activity; ATP binding; RNA binding
Source: RefSeq, a predicted model, not a curated record
UUUUAAUUUAAUUUUUAGGAUCAAACACUUUGGUUAUAUAUAUAUAGAAAUAAAAAAACAAAUAAAAUGGAGUUAGACGAUUCUCUGUUUACAAUCUUUGAAGGAAAAGUACCAGAUGAAGAAGAUGAAGAGAUUGUUGUUUCAAAAAAAAGAAAAUAUACUGAAAUUGAAAGCAAAUCAGAAAAUUUAGAAUCAAUGUCAAAAUUGUCUGAUGAUCUACCGACAUCAGAUCAAAAUAUAGUUAAAGAUAAUGAGAUUACAUCAACUAAAAAAAUCAAGUUAGAUACAACAAGUUCUUUAGAUGUUCCCUGCAUUGAAAUUCGUCAUUUAGAUGCUGCACCAUCCUGUACUCAUGAAGUUGCAUUACCAGGAGGUUUUAUAUAUGAAGGUCUUCCAUUCAAGCCUGAUGAACCAGCUAAGAAGUACCCAUUUGUUCUGGAUCCAUUUCAACAAGAAGCAAUUAGAUGCUUGGAUAACAACCAAUCUGUUUUAGUUUCGGCACACACUUCGGCUGGGAAAACUGUGAUUGCUGAAUAUGCUAUUGCCAUGUCUCUCCAAAAAAGACAGAGAGUUAUUUAUACUACCCCAAUUAAGGCGCUCAGUAAUCAGAAGUAUCGUGAAAUGUAUGAAGAGUUUCAAGAUGUUGGUUUAAUGACUGGAGAUGUCACAAUUAAUCCAAAUGCAAGUGUGAUAAUAAUGACCACUGAAAUUUUAAGAAGUAUGCUGUAUAGAGGUUCUGAAAUAAUGCGUGAAGUUGCUUGGGUUGUAUUUGAUGAAAUCCAUUAUAUGAGAGAUAAAGAACGUGGAGUUGUUUGGGAGGAAACAAUUAUAUUGUUACCAGACAACGUACGUCAUGUAUUCUUGUCUGCUACAAUUCAUAAUGCAAGGCAGUUUGCAGAGUGGAUUGCUUAUUUACACAAGCAGCCAUGCCAUGUUGUUUACACAGAUUUUCGUCCUACACCAUUGCAACAUUAUAUAUAUCCAUCAGGGGGUGAUGGUUUACAUCUUGUUGUUGAUGAAAAGGGUGAUUUUCGAGAAGAGAACUUCAAUAAAGCCAUGAGUUCUUUGCAAGAUCAAUCAACAGUUGAAGGAAAUGCUCAAGGAAAAACAAAAAAAGGAAAAGGAAAUCAAACUGGUUCAAAUGUCUAUAAAAUUGUUAAAAUGAUAAUGGAACGUAAUUACGCUCCAGUGAUCAUCUUUAGUUUUAGUAAAAAAGAGUGUGAAGGUUAUGCUUUACAGAUGUCUAAGCUUGAUUUUAACACUGCUGAAGAGAAAAAAUUGGUUGGAGAAGUGUUUAAAAAUGCAAUUGAUUGUCUUUCUGAUGAUGAUAAAAAGUUACCUCAAGUUGAACAUGUCCUUCCACUUCUGAAAAGAGGUAUUGGUAUCCAUCAUGGUGGUUUGUUACCAAUUCUAAAGGAAGUCAUUGAAAUUUUAUUCUCUGAAGGACUUAUUAAAGCACUUUUUGCAACAGAAACUUUUGCGCUAGGUCUAAAUAUGCCUGCACGAACAGUAUUGUUUACAAGUGCACGAAAAUUUGAUGGCAAAGAUUAUAGAUGGAUUACGAGUGGUGAAUAUAUACAAAUGAGUGGACGAGCUGGUAGACGUGGAAUUGAUGAGCGUGGCAUUGUCAUUAUGAUUGUAGAUGAAAAACUUGAACCUGAAAUUGGAAAAGGAUUAUUAAAGGGACAAUCUGAUCCUUUAAACAGUGCUUUUCGUUUGACUUACAACAUGGUUUUAAAUCUUUUACGUCUAGAAGAAAUUAAUCCUGAAUUUAUGUUGGAAAAAUCAUUUUAUCAAUUUCAAAAUUAUUCGGCAAUACCAGAAAUGAUUGAUAAGAUCAAGAGGUUAGAGUCAAAACGUGAUGCAAUAGAAAUUCCAAAUGAAGAUUCUGUUAUGAGCUACUAUAAAAUUCGUCAGCAACUUAAGAAACUAAGUUCAGAAAUGCUUGAGUAUAUUCACCAACCUAAGUAUUUGUUACCAUUCUUACAGCCUGGAAGACUUGUUCAUGUAAAAAAUGAUGAAGAUGAUUUUGAUUGGGGCACAAUUGUUAAUUUUCAAAAAAAAUCCAACCAAAAGCAGGGUUCAGUUCUGGAUGAACCAAUCUAUGUGGUAGAAGUGUUACUUUAUUGUGCAAAAACUACAAAAAAACUUGCUGGAGGCGAGGUUCCUCUACCUUGUAAGCCAGAUGAAAAGGGAGAAAUGCAGGUUGUUCCAGUAUUGAGUACUUUACUUCAAGCUGUGAGCAGUAUUCGUUUGUAUUUGCCUAAAGAUUUACGGCCUAGUGAUGCAAGACAUACUGUUUAUAAAUCCUUACAGGAAGUUAAAAAGCGAUUUCCUGAUGGUGUCCCACUAUUAGAUCCUAUUGAAGAUAUGAAUAUCAAAGAUGAGGAGCUUAAAAAAAUAGUCAGGAAAAUUGAAGCUCUUGAAAGUCGUUUGUAUUCCCAUGCUCUGCACAAAGACAAAGACUUGGAGACAGUUUACAACUUAUGUCAAAAAAAAGCUGCUGUAGAUCAAGAUAUAAAAAUUGCAAAAAAAGAGUUAAAAAAGGCAAAAACUAUUUUGCAGAUGGAUGAAUUGAAAUGUCGCAAGAGAGUACUUAGAAGAUUGGGUUAUGCAACAGCAGGUGAUGUUAUUGAACUUAAGGGCAGAGUUGCUUGUGAAAUUAGCAGUGCCGACGAAUUACUUUUAACAGAAAUGAUUUUUAAUGGUGUAUUUAAUGACCUUACAGUAGAUCAAAUCACUGCUUUAUUGAGUUGCUUUGUUUUCCAAGAAAAAGGAGAUGAAGUAGCUAAAUUAUCAGAAACUCUUGCUGGACCAUUAAGGCAGAUGAAGGAGUCUGCUAGGCGAAUAGCAAAAAUUUCUGAAGAAGCGAAAAUGGAAAUUGAUGUAGAUGAAUAUAUUGACUCUUUUAAACCCCAGAUGAUGGAUGUUGUUUAUGCAUGGUCUACAGGCUCUACCUUUGCGGAUAUAUGUAAAAUGACUGAUGUUUUUGAAGGGAGUGUUAUUCGUUGUAUGAGACGACUUGAUGAAUUACUUCGUCAAAUGUGUCAAGCAGCAAAAGCUAUUGGCAACACUGAACUAGAAAAUAAAUUUUCUGACGGAAUAACCAAGAUUAAAAGAGACAUUAUAUUUGCUGCUAGUUUGUACUUGUAAAUCUGAUGGUUUUAUAUUUAUAUA